CUUUAUCAACGUGUUUUCAGUUACCUUCAGUUGGUCACACUAAAUCGUACAAAUUCGUAACAUUCAGCGUCACAAAAUAAUAAUUCAAAAAUUGUAAAUAAUAUCAUGCCACCGGAGGCGACCAGUGAGUGUCGAAUAUGCGGCGAACAAAUCUUUACGGCCGAUCCAAAAAAUAUUUUCGAGCGCCGCAAUCGACGGAUACUUAUAGCAAUAAAACAAGUCACUGGCCUAGCGUUGAAGUUUGAGGCCCAGUUGCCCAUGCACAUCUGCUCAUGCUGCCUUUUGGAUUUAAGCCAUGCCAUUGCAUUUCGGGCGCGUUGUUUGCAAACAGAUGCGAGUUUGCAUAAAAAUCACACUUCAGAGGUUGCCACGGAGGACUGUGACCCUCUUAUAAAAUCGGAACCAGAUACUUUGAAGCAGAAUGACAAUCGGGCAUCUGAGGAAAUUGAGGAUGACAAGGAUUCUAAACAUAACAUGCAAUCUCCUCGCGUUAGGCUGAAGCGCUUCCACUUGCCUGCAAAGAGCGAGCCAACCCCCCAGCUUGAGCCCAUGCUGAUGGCCAUAGCGCCGGAGGUGAUUACCCAGAGACCGAAGAGGCGUCGAAGAAGACCCAACUUAAAUGAUAAGCGAUAUGUUUGCGACCAGUGUGGCUGGUCAUUUGCCGACCUGAGCAACAUGAAGGACCACAAACUUCGUCACUACGACGAGAAAUUUGUGUGCAACGAGUGCGGUCGGAAAUUCUACACCCAGCCUACGCUGAAGAUGCAUAUUCGGGUUAUUCAUAAUGGGGAAAAGCCGUACGUCUGUCAAUACUGUGGAGAGGGUUUCGGAAAUAGCCCUGCUCGCUGUCGACACGAGAGAAUUUACCACUACGAUGAGUUAAUGUUUCCGUGUGACUACUGCGACAAAAGAUUCAAUAGCGACAAGGGCAGGAUGAAGCACCAGAUAAAAUGUAACGCCGAGGAAACUUUUUAUUGCGAGCCUUGUGAUAAGGAGUUUAAAACGGCCGAUUGUCUGCGGCGGCACCAUUUUAGCAAGUAUCAUCGGAAGCGCGAAAACCUCGAGGUCACGGAUGAGGUGAGCGAGUUUGAUGAAGACCCUAAACGGAAGAGGCUUAAGUCGUCCUACAGCCAUCGUCAUAAAGAAGACUCGGAAGAGAAUGAUCCAGACUAUGACACCUUGGACGAGAGCCAAGAGGAGUAUUUGGAGGGUGAAGAGCCGAAAAUGGAGGAGGAGGUGCUGGAUGAGGAAACAGCCGAAGUCUUCGACUGCGAUGAGACUAUUCUGGAAGAGAUACUUGCAUAGGUUCCACCCCUGGGAAGCGGUUAUCUAGCUAUCGUGUUGUUUUGUAACUAGGAUAUUUCAUUGUCAUUAAAUGUAGUUUCUAUUUUA
Messenger RNA from Drosophila ananassae, 1392 nucleotides. RefSeq names its product transcription factor Ouib. Lineage: Eukaryota; Metazoa; Arthropoda; Insecta; Diptera; Drosophilidae. The record is from RefSeq and is a predicted model, not a curated record. Gene Ontology annotation, molecular function: zinc ion binding. Gene Ontology annotation, cellular component: nucleus. Bases 106 to 1305 code for a protein of 399 amino acids. The transcript has 4 exons.